UGUUAUCAACAUUUGACGUUGAUCAGUUUUGCCUGCUUUUUGAAAUAAUGAGGAUCCUUUUUACUGGGCUCUUCACCUUGGUAGUUAUACUAAAUUCUAUUGAAAUAUUAUCAGGUGCGUCACCAAGAACACGGGAUUUUCUGCAAUGUCUGGAGAAGCCUCUGAAAGAUGCAAAUCAUCAGGAAGGUGAAAUGAAAAGAAGACCAACUUCACUAAGCCUACCUCCUAAUUUUGCUGGACGUAGCCGUGUAUAUUUGCACUUGCCAGAUGAUCGAGUUUUUAUCGGAAUGCUCGAAAGGACCAUCUGGAUUCGACAACCAAAUCCAGCAUAUCUUCGAAUAGGACGUAUUUAUAUCAGAUGGAAUCGUCACCAAAGUUUGGGGUCCAUUAUUCAUCCUUGGCCUCAUCAUAUUGACAUAAAUGAUGAUGUUCAUGAAGAACCCCGCUGUUUGAUAUUAUCAAGAUGUGGCGAUUUCUUAUCAGCAUCCCUUCACCGUUACAACAGUCGAGAACAACUACCGAAUGUCAAUCGUCCGCUAAUUUUUGUCCGAAUUCCAGGUGAUAACAUUGUUUAUAUGGGAGUUCUGAAAAGAGACAACGGUCGUCGUCCUAGCUGGUUUAUAUGAAAAACUGGAUAUUUGGAACCAGAUCUCUUAGUGUUGGAUAACAAUAAAAUCACUGUUCACGAGUAAACAUAAUAUUUCUGAAAAUUAUUCUCACUUGAUUUUAUUUCGAUCUAUUCUAGAUUUUUUAUUUAUUAACAAGCACUGCUAAGAAAUUUCGUCACAUUGUAUGAGGUGGUGCUUUAAAAAGUUUUGUUACAAUUUGUGACGAAGGUGGGGGGAGGGCAUUAACUCAGAAUACAAAAUCACACAUAUUAAAUGAUAAAUCAACAUUUAUUUGUUGGCCGAUUGUUCUUGAAAAAUUGAAUGGCUUACACCUUAAUGUUUACGGAAUAUUCUUGAAAUUAAUCUUUACAAACUGCAUUCCAUACAAAAUUUAAGGCACUUUAAGGUCUGUUUAAAAACAGGACACCUAAAGAAUAAUAGCGAAUAAAAGAGAUCUCUAGUUUUUACCGUUCAGUUAUUAAAU
This is a messenger RNA of Belonocnema kinseyi, 1092 nucleotides long. RefSeq lists its product as uncharacterized. Lineage: Eukaryota; Metazoa; Arthropoda; Insecta; Hymenoptera; Cynipidae. The record is from RefSeq and is a predicted model, not a curated record. Bases 48 to 626 code for a protein of 192 amino acids. The transcript is spliced from 3 exons.